UGGUAAAGGCAAGUAAAGAAAUACCCGCCGCUGUUCAUCAAUGAUGUCGCCACGCGACGCUCCUGUCCAUCGAUUGUCAUCGCCACCACCAUCCUCCUCCAUCUCCGCCGGCCGCCACCGCCGCUGAUCCACCGCCGCUUCCGCCAUGUGCCACGGCCACCACCACCACCGGAGGCCCUUCUCCGACGACCACUUCGCCCCCGCGCGGGGCGCGGGGCCCCUCCUGAACGCCGACGCCGUGGCGGCGGCGGAGGACCUGCGGAGCCGCCUCGCCGAGACGGAGGCGCGCCUGGCGCGGGCCAGGGCCCGGGAGGCCGAGCUGAGCCGGCGGCUGGAGGAGAUGAAGCGCUUCGUCUCCGUGAUGGAGAUCCUCGAGACCUACCUGGCCCGGCGGUUCGCCGAGCAGCGGGAUCGCGUCGAGCGUCUCCUCGUGCCGUCGCCGCGCAACUAGAAGCUCGCUCUCCCUCGCCGCGGGGGAUUUCAACGCUCGGGGCAAUUCCUCUUUGUCCUUUCUGGGUUUGCUGUAUAGUUCGAUCUCCUUUUCUUUCUUUCUUUUUUUCUCCUCCUUCUUCUUGUGUUUUCGUUAUGCUUGAUAAGAAAGUAUGCAUAAACGCAAGAUAGUGUAGGAGUUUCAUUGCUCCAUCUGUUCCAACUGAAUCGAUAUCUCUUUUGGUUGUUUGAUGGGUCUCUAAAAUUUGGAUGUUGGGCAGAGAAUUGUUGAUCGGCA
Eucalyptus grandis is the source of this 727-nucleotide messenger RNA. Its product is annotated as protein SKIP34. The record is from RefSeq and is a predicted model, not a curated record. The coding region runs from base 146 to 451 and encodes 101 amino acids. NCBI's taxonomy places the organism in Eukaryota, Viridiplantae, Streptophyta, Magnoliopsida, Myrtales, Myrtaceae. The transcript has a single exon.